Molecule: messenger RNA, 1640 nt
Organism: Apus apus (common swift)
Lineage: Eukaryota; Metazoa; Chordata; Aves; Apodiformes; Apodidae
Gene: LAYN
Product: layilin
Exons: 7
Coding region: 141-1247 (368 amino acids)
Molecular function (GO): hyaluronic acid binding
Source: RefSeq, a predicted model, not a curated record
UCUCCCGCAGCGGGGCCGCGGGCCACUCGGAUGGGGCCGGGCGGUGGGACCCCGGGAGCGCUGGGACCCUGCGGGCUGUGCGAGCCUCCGGGCGGUGGAGCCAGCCGAGCGCCCGGCGCUCCCCGACGGAGCCGGGGACGAUGCUGGCGGCCGCGGCCCUUUGCGCCGCCGCGCUGGGCUGGGCGGCGGGGACGCGGCUGCGGAGCGGACAGACAGUCUGCCGGGGUGGAACACAGCAACCCUGCUACAAAGUAGUUUAUUUUCACGAUGCCUCGCGCAGGAUCAGCUAUGAAGAAGCACACCUGGCCUGCAAAGCUGAUGGUGGACAUCUAGUCAGCAUUGGGACAGAAGCAGAGCAAAGGCUGAUUGAAAAAUUCAUUGAGAGUCUCUUAGCUUCUGAUGGAGAUUUUUGGAUUGGGCUUAGGAGGAAAAAGGAGGAGGUGGACAACAGCACAGAGUGUCAGAACCUCUACUCCUGGUCAGAUGGCAGCUCAUCCGAGUUCCGGAACUGGUAUGCAGAUGAGCCAUCCUGUGGGAGUGAGAUCUGUGUUGUGAUGUACCACCAGCCAUCUGCCCCACCAGGUGUCGGGGGUCCUUACAUGUUUCAGUGGAACGAUGACAGAUGCAACAUGAAAAAUAACUUCAUUUGCAAAUAUUCUCUGGAGAAGCCAACGAAAGCUCCAAUAGAGAAUUCUCAGAGAGAUGCUGUGACAGAGCCCUUGAUCCCAGUAUUCCCAGGAGAACGCCAGAAGAAAGAUGCCAACUUAACAGUUGUGGAAGCCAAAGAACCUGUUCAGAGUCUUGCCUACAUCCUCAUUCCCAGCAUUCCAGUGCUGCUCCUCCUGAUGGUCCUUGCAGCCAUCCUCUGUUUUUGGCUUUUUGUGAAGAGGAAACGGGAGCAAAUAGAUGCAAGCCCAAAGGAGGAGGAUGCUUGGCUGUCUCACCCCAGGAGGAACAGCCCAAACCUGGACAUUUACAAAGUGAUCAAGAAGCAAUCAGAAGCAGAUCUGGCUGGAACCAGGCCUGACACUAAGAACUCUUCCUUCCGUACACAGGAAGACAAGGUGCUGGGCAGCCCCUCCAGGGAUUAUGACGAGGUGGCCAUGAACACAUCAACCAGUGGCUUUGUCACACUGGCCAGUACUGAAAGUGGCUUUGUCACCAAUGAUAUCUAUGAGCUGUGUGGAGAUCAUGUGGGGAGGAGCAAGGAAUCAGCCUGGGUGGAGAAUGAGAUUUAUGGAUAUUAAGGAAAUGGACAGACAACAGAGCAGUGGCAGGCUGGCCUUGCCCUGGCUCAGGCUGGUCUUAACCACUGAGUGUCUCAGUCCUGUGUGAAAACCAGAAAUCACAGCAUUUCACAGGCAUCCAGGAAUCUGAAAAUGAGUGACUCUGAAGUGCUUUUGAAACUACAAUAAUGAGGCCUUGCAAUUGACAAAGUUUUAAUGUUAUCAUCCAGCAGAUCUGUGCAGCAAUCCUGAAGCAUGUCUGUACCAAGUCAUGGUGUAUAAAAAUUGUAUUUGAUUAAAGAUCUGGUUUGGUUGAGCAGUUCUAGUGCUGUGUAUAGGAAGUAAUCUUUUUUACUUUGUCAGAUCCUGUUUGACCUUUUCACAAGCCAAAUAAAACCAGUACAUGCCUGUUUA